AUGGACACACCCAGCAACGAUUUCGUAUUUCCAGUACCCAACAUCAUUGAAAUCCAUCAUAAAGAUCAACGCAAGAUGGAUCAAUAUAUUGAAGCGUUUCCUGCCACUCAACACGGCUAUUGCAUCCGGAUUGGUCACUCAAAUAGUAGUUGUGCACUUUCUCACUAUGAGUGCUACCAAUCAAGUUAUCCACCUGGCGGACCAGCAGCUGUAGGCACCACCAAAUCAGUACGUAUAGAAUGCCCAUUCAAGAUCGAUACCCGAUAUCUGUCCGCUAGCAACUCGUGGCUCCUCAUUUAUGCUCACCUUGGACACAACCACCCGCCGGACUUCAAUGUCAAGCCUCGCAAGAAGCACAAGGACCCUAAAGACAAACAUAUACUAGCUCCCGGAGUCACGCUCAACAAUGACGACGACGACAGGCUCACAGAGGCCCAUCCAUGCGACAUCAUUGUUCAACAUCUUAUAUCCCCAUCAUCGGUACCCAAUCAUCUCACCAAGCUUCCUCCUCACAUUGGACCCACCACCAAGUCCACACUCACCAACCAAAAGGCCAACAGCAAGACCAAAGAACCAGCAUCACAUCAUUAUCAACCUCAACCUCCUUCUCACAACAUCAAACACCGACUCCAAUCACCAGACUUGUUAGAUUUGACUAUGUCAAGGGUCACAGACCGGCUCCGAGCUAUGACCCCACGUUGCCAGCAGGAUGCCCUCCUCAAGAUCCAAUCAAUUAUUACCCAAGCACUACCGCCUAUGGUCUCCUUCAAACCACACGAACAUGACUCAAACUGCAAGCCUGAAUUGUUCGAUCCUACAAUGGAAGCAGAACUCGUCCACAAUGAGGACGCAAACGUAGAAUCGCUCUGCGACGUUCUCAGCUUAACAAACUCAUUGACGACUUUGAUCAGUUCUACAAAGGGCCUGCGAAAGUGUCCAACUCUACUUUCAACUUCGAGGAUCUAA
Melampsora larici-populina 98AG31 is the source of this 966-nucleotide messenger RNA. RefSeq lists its product as uncharacterized. The coding region runs from base 1 to 966 and encodes 321 amino acids. The record is from RefSeq and is a predicted model, not a curated record. NCBI's taxonomy places the organism in Eukaryota, Fungi, Basidiomycota, Pucciniomycetes, Pucciniales, Melampsoraceae. The transcript has 3 exons.